This is a messenger RNA of Osmia lignaria (orchard mason bee), 5917 nucleotides long. RefSeq lists its product as uncharacterized. NCBI's taxonomy places the organism in Eukaryota, Metazoa, Arthropoda, Insecta, Hymenoptera, Megachilidae. The record is from RefSeq and is a predicted model, not a curated record.
GGACCUAUCAAUUCCUGCACCCUUGAGCCACUCGUUUGCAAGGUUAACGCGUAAGGUCGACCGGUUUCGGCGGAUCAUCUUUUUCUUUUUAGUUUAUCAAAAAAUUUCGGAUAGACUAGGUCUUAUACGCCUCCUCAUUCAUUUUCGAUGAUAUCAGUAUUGAUUUAGGUAUCUUUUUUCACUAAUGUCACUGAUUUGAUGCAAUCGAGCUAAGGAGUACCCUAUUACACGUAUAGCCCACUGUAUAAGAUAAUGCUUGUUUGUGUUCUGAACAUUUUAUCCGCUAUAAUCAUUAGCAUUUAACGCGAGUGCAUUUCGAUGUUCGCGGAAUAUUCCACAAGUGACAAUGCACUUCAUGGUCAGAAAAAAAAAAAAAAACUGCUGUCGCAUCAUACAUCUCGCAUAACGUUGUGCAAUCCUGCCAACGAGAGACGUGAUUUUCUGAUGUUCAAAACGACUGCAGAAUGAACUUUUACAUUUCCAUUUUGGGUAUACGGAAGAAAACUCUGCUUACUCGAAGUACGAACCGUUCCAAUUUCAUGAUUCACCAAAAUAAACACUUGCCAAACGUUACUGCGAUUUACAUCAGCUUUUCUUAAGUCCAAAUACUUGCAUAAAGUUUCGAAAUGCAUUAGGAGCAUUGCGUUUCUCGUGGAAAAGCGGAUGUACCGAGAGGAAGGUGGAAGAAGGUUCAUAGAAUAUGUGAGAGUAAAAGCGUUUUACGCGUUGGAUGUAAUGCACGCGAUGCAUCUAAACCGGGAACACGUGAGAAGUGGCUCGAAUUCAGUUGCUUCCCGGUUGCAGUUGCACGGCCGAGUGGUGGUCGCAUCGAUCCGACGCCAAGGUUGUCUUAUUCGGGCAAGGCCAAGGUCGUUGGCUGGCAUUGCCAGCAAACGAAGGUGAGAUCGCAAUUUCCCGCACGGGGGUUGUUGCGGCCGGGGUCACGGCGAUCCCGGCAGAUCGAACCGAGCUCUUGGCAUUCGGAUACUCGAGUUAAACUGCGCGACCACCACGAUUUGGUAAAUAUUUUCACUCGCUCUCCCAUUAUAUACCGUUCAAAUUUAAACAAGUUUACUUCAAAGCGAACUGCUCUGUCAGAAUCGUUAGAUGUUCUAAGGAAAUUCAUUGCAGAUAACAAGUUAAAGACUAUAGACUUUGCACUUGAAUCUUUUUUCUUUCAAGUAUUCGAUGCUAAUUCAGUAAUUCAACAGUUGUUUCUCGAAUAACCCUCGGACAUAGAAAAUAUAACCGAGCCUCUGCAGCGGUACUAGAAUACACCAUUUAAACGAUUCACGAACAAUAACACGGUUCUAUUUUAUUAAACCCAACCUAGAUUUUCGAACGCAGAUGUGAACAUCUAUUCUCUGAAAAUGAACCGCAUCUUAAAAGAUCGUUAAACAGUUGCAGGCAAUGAAACUCGAAUAGAAAGAACCCCAAGUGUCUCCUAGACCCAUUUAACAAUAUAGCUACUUCGCAACAUCGUGGUCGUUCGAAAAAGAUUAAAAGAUCCGUCGUAAAAAUCUUCCUCGACUAGCAACGUUACGUGUUCCUCUUCGUGGUUCAGCACGAGAAGAAUUAAGUAGACAAGAGAUUUGAGAGAUCAAACUGGAGGAACAUGGAGGUAUCGGAAAGGACGGCAUAGUUGCGCAAUAAUGACCACCUAGGCGAUGAUAUAAUAAUGGUAUUGCAAACAAUAUUAGUCAAUAGGACGUUUCCUGGUUAGAUAAUGGCCACGAGGUUACGUGAAAAGAAGCAACGUGCACUGGAAGGUGUUGUUAAAGCUGAUUCGUGACUAAUCGGACUUAUGAUUCGAGCCUCGAGACAGUUAACGUCGUUUCAUCUUCUAAAUAUCUUUUGAUAUAUUUCUUCGAUUAAUUCAAGCCGAUACCGCUCGUGAUUCGUUUCUACGGAAGAAAUGGUCCUGUUCCAUUUUCAAUUCUCCGUGAGCUACUUUUGAAAUCGGCUAGAUACACGUUUCACCAUUGACGAGUUAUAAAUGCUUGCAUAGCGUCAUAAAAAUCGAAGGACUCGACAUUGUGGUAAAUGUCUACGAUUAGAGCCCCAACGAGAAAUCAAUUGAAAAGAGGUAAAUUCUAUAUAUUUUUGCCCCCCGAAUCCAAAACUGUUGAUAAAAUUUAGGUGUCGCUUGUAUUUACUAAGAUAUUGUGGUAAAUAUUGACAUAAAAUCAUUAUUUUCAAAAGUUAAUGACUUUCUGAGGUAGACGCUACUUUUAAAGCGCAUCAAUAACCUACAUAGGUUAGGUUAGGUUAUCAGAAAAAAUAUAACUUACCUCACGGCAAAAGCUUGACCAGUCAACAAUAGUCUUCUUAAACGAAGUGUUAAAAGUGGUACGUGGCUAGCCAAUUCUAAUCUUGAUAUCACGAUUGCCCGUUUUAUUGGAUAUUUUCUGUGCACUCUAUGAACUAGUGAUGGACGAUAUAGUAUCGAUAUUGUUCAGUUCAAAUAUCGAUAUUUUGUAUCCAUAUUUAACAUGACGAUAUAUUGCAGUAUCGAUACUUAAUAUUAUUGAUAUCAAUAUGUACAAUUAAAUUGGAAGUGCAGUUCAGUAAAAAAUAGACUAGUCAAAUAUUUGUUUUAUAUAUGAUAAACAUAUUUGAUACAUUGAUACAAAAUAUCGAUAUUUGAACUAAUAAGAAAUAUCGAUAUUCCAAAUAUCGAUACUGCGUCGCCCAUCACUAAUUCAUAGAGUGCACAGUGCGGAGGACGCAUCAUGAGAAAAUAUUUAAUAAAACGGGCAAUCGUCGUGAUAUCAAGAUUAGAAUUGGCUAGCCAUGUACCACUUUUAACACUUCGUUUAAGGAGACUAUUGUUGACUGACCAAGUUUUUGCCGUGAGAUACAUCGGUCAGCAUCGAAUUAAAGGAACACACUGUCUAGUCGUCACUGAUGUGUACACUCUGUACGAUGUUACAACCGAGUCGCACACGGCGCCGGGGAAAGUAAAUGGAGGUAAAAGAAAAGAAAAAAUAAAUUCUACCCUCCCUAUGGAUGGAUACGAGAAACGAGACAGAUACCUAUGCAUAUUUCUCAUUGCUAUCCUUCGUUACCAGGGAAACUUAAUUUUGUCCUAUCAUAUCUUCGUCCUAUCUGUAUGCCCUACACGUGUUCUUGACAUCGACUGGUUACGUGCGUAUAAUUACAUCAUCGUGGAAUUUGCUACCAAUUAAGAGAUGUUUAGAUAUCGCGCCAAUGAUGAAGCCGGAAGAAGAUGAUGCGAGUUUUGGCAACGAGCCAAAAAAAAGUUCCGUCGACGCAACUUUCAUUGCAACGAUGUCGACGUAAAACGAUCUUUCUAAAUGCCAUCGGCCUUGUCCUUGACAUCGACCGCAGCGUCCCGACACUACGCAGCCUAUGAUUGCAUCAGAAUGUUCGGUGCAAGGAAUACACUUGGGAAGUAUGCCGCUAACGGUUGAAGCGAAGAAGCGGGGCAAAGAGUGAUAUAAUGUUCAAAUCGAUCAUGGGUAGAAGGUUUCACGUAGCUGGACAGGUAGAUGGUAUUUAUCUAUAUCGUUUACCCUCACACUACAUAUAUUACUUUAUGAAUCGUGGUACCGUAUUAAACUUCAGCAGAAGUUUCCGUACUUACCUUCAUUCUUUCUCCUAGUUACUCCAAAACCAUUCUCAAUUCAAAUCAAUGUCGAGGUAACUUCAUGUCGAUCAGGCUACGUUAAGGGGGUAGACACGGAUAAUGCAGCGACGUGACAUUAUCGGCAAAAAUGGGCCUAAUAAGGGGUUUGGGAAAUUACAUUUUUCGUCCUUAUAUGAGAACAGUUGAGGCUGAGUAAACCCCCUGUGGCUCGGGGGGCUUAGAAUACGGCCACGGUAUCCCCUGCCUGUCGUAAGAGGCGACUAAAAGGGGUCACACAGACACAUACACACACGUACACAUGCACGCACACGUACACACACAUACACACCGAUUCGGACAAAAGAUGAGCAGACUCUAAAGGUAUGGACUGAGUAAGAUUUAAAAGUAUGGACAAGUAUGAGUGACGAAAUUUAAAAAUGCGCGAGGUUUGGUGUUGGCGGGGCUGCCAGCACAUCCCCGAAGGCGCGUGGCCGAUAGCGUUCGUUGGGCAAUAUGGGGACAGAUAAGUCCCCAAAAGCGCCGGCCCCUUCAGGGGCGAAAUUAAUGAAAUGAGAUGAGGCUGAGUAAGGGCUCAUUCGAAAGAGGAAGGUUCAAUGCAGCGUUUUUUCAAACACUGGUUUAAACACAGAAUCGUUUUUAAUAAAAUAGGAUUAUUUAUUCUAUUAUUAUAAUAUAGGAAAAUAACUUUAAUAAUUUAGGUAUGUACAAAAAGUUUUAUUUCAACUUUUGCGUAAUUUAUACGCACAAUACAUUCUUAUGUACACAUUUAUUUUAUAUUUCACAUAAAAAAGAAAUUGUUUUUUAUUUUUUUGCUUUAUGAGCUUUUGCCUUUCCUCGAGGAGGUCUGCCGCCACGAUUUUUCUUUCCACGUCCUUUAGUUUUUUCUUUUGCUUUUGCCGCACGUAAGUCCUUUUUCAUUCUAGGAUCAACCAACUUGUAACGUCCUUUAACUCCAGCCGGUCUAGCUACUUUCUUCUGUGCCAUAUGCUUCUUCAUUACCACGUAAGUAACAUCUUUCUUUGGCUCUUUAUGGGCUUUCUUAUAUAAUCUGAAAACAUAUAUCAAUGAACGGAUAUAAAUAUAAAUAAUGUUAAGCUUAUUAUCCCUUCAUCAAACCACGUUAUACGUACGCUUGUAUUUGUUUCGCCUUUUCUCUAUCGUUCAUCUCUGUGUUGUCCAUUAUCUGUUCCAUUUUCUUCUUUGCUUUUUCUAAUUUACGCAUUGCUCUUCGUUUUUUCCUUGCUUUUACUUCUAAUACCUUUUUAAUUGGUCUGGCAUUCAAAUCCUCAACUCGUUUUUUGUAUUCAUCAACAAGUUCUUUCGGUACCGGUGCUUCUUUCUUCAUGUGUUUCUCUUCAUCUUGUACAAACCAAUCUGGCAGUUUCUCAUCGUUAAAUACAUAUCUGUUCCAUGCUGAAUCUAUUAAAUCCCUUCGAGUUUUUUUACUUUGAAUUAAUAACGAGCCUAAUGCUAAGUCGUUCUCAGAUAAACGUUUCCUCUUUACCGAUUUCACAGCUGAGAAUAAAGAUAGAUAGUUUAAUUACUUUAAUAUAUAUUCAUGAUUUAUUAUGCAAUUGUGUACUCACUUGUUGCAGAACUAUUUUUACUAUUAAUUCCAUUUUGCAUAUUGUUUUUAUCUUUAGCCAUCAUCUCUUCCACAUCAUAAUCGGAAUCUGAGUCCCCUUGAUCAUCAUCGUUGUCAUGACUGUUUUCCAAUGUUUUAUUAUCUCUAUUAUUCUCUGCAGGAUUAUCUCCUAUUAUACGACCACCUUUCUUUUUGUAGUCUUCAACCAUUUUAUCCAAUUCUAAAUCCUCAUCCUUUUCAUCUUCUAAAUUCUUAAAUAUGUCCUUUUCAAACCAUAAUUCUGCUUUAUGGAUUCUUUUAGUCUUUUUAUCUCUGUGAUCUAAAUCAGUUAUUAAAGGAUUUUCUGGAUCGUCGUCAAAUCUUACUUUCUUUUUUCGAACUCUACUCGCAUCUUCAUCUUCGGAUUCGUCCAAACCUAAAAACAGAUAAUAUAACGAUACUGAAUUUUGUUAUUUAAACAAAAAAUUAUAUAUAUGUAUAGUAAAUACCUAAGCUUGAUUUAUCAGCAUCUGAUUCAUUAUCUGAUUCAUCAUUUGAACUUUCUGGUUCACUAUCUUCUGUCUUAUAAUAUAGUCCUGAACUGUCUAACUGUCCUUCAUCUUUCUUAUAUUUGAUUUUUUUGGGUUUGUUUCGACCUUCAUCUGACUCUGCAUCACUUUCCGCUACAACAUCAGGAUGCUGAUCUAGUACAUUUUCUAAGUGUUGCUUUGUCUUAAUUUCUU